Molecule: messenger RNA, 1049 nt
Organism: Ananas comosus (pineapple)
Lineage: Eukaryota; Viridiplantae; Streptophyta; Magnoliopsida; Poales; Bromeliaceae
Product: myb-related protein P
Exons: 3
Coding region: 1-843 (280 amino acids)
Biological process (GO): regulation of DNA-templated transcription
Cellular component (GO): nucleus
Molecular function (GO): sequence-specific DNA binding; DNA-binding transcription factor activity
Source: RefSeq, a predicted model, not a curated record
AUGGAGAGCCACUUUGGUUGGGAAAGUGCUCUUCAUGAGGAUGGGUGGAGGAAGGGCCCCUGGACUUCUGAGGAAGACAAGCUGCUCAUGCAGCAUGUCAACCAGCAUGGUGAAGGGAGGUGGAACUCUGUCUCCAAGCUCACAGGGUUGAGGAGGAGCGGGAAGAGCUGCAGGCUUAGGUGGGUGAACUACCUGAGACCAGACCUGAAGAAAGGGAAGAUCACCCCACAGGAGGAGAACAUCAUUCUUGAGCUGCAUGCUUUGUGGGGAAACAGAUGGUCGACGAUUGCACGGAGCUUGCCUGGGAGGACAGACAACGAGAUCAAGAACUACUGGCGGACGCACUACAAGAAGAGCAAGCCGUCGAAGAGCGUGGAGCGGGCACGGGCGCAGUUCCUGAAGCACCAGCAGCUGGAGCGAAAGAAGCAGCAGCUGCAGCAGCAGCAGCAGUUGCAGUUGCAGCAGUUGCAGCAGCUGCAGCAGCAGGAGCAGGUGCUGCUGAUGCAUCCUUACGACAUGCAGCAGAGGCUGACUGCAGGCGCAGAAAAGGAAGCAGAAGCUCUGGCAGUAGCUGCACAGCAGCAGAUGCAGGAGAUGGACCAGUUCCUGCUGUACCCGGGAUCUUACGACCUGCUGCAGGGCAGCAGCAGUGGCGGCGGCGGCGGCGGCACGACGAGCGAGGACGGCUCGACGACCGAGGACGGUGGGGGAGGGUGGGGGAGCCUCUGGAACCUCGAUGACGUGUACGGUGACGUCGGCGUCGGCCGCGUCGGGUGUCGUGGCAACCUCGUGAUGCGUGCCGAGGAAUUUGCCUUUUACUAUAAUAAUAACAACAACAACUAGGAGAAUAAAUAUUAUAUUAUAUAUAUAUAUAUAGGAUAAAAAAAAUUUCUUUUUUUUUUUCUCUUUUUUUUGGUGUAAAAGAGAGGAAUUAAUUAGGAAAGAUAGAGAGAGGUGGGGAGGGGUAAUAUAUAGUAGCUUUUGUCGGUGGAUAAUAAGUGUGCAUUAAUCCACUUCUAAGUGGGCUAAUGGUAAUUAACAUGUCAUUA